This is a messenger RNA of Acomys russatus (golden spiny mouse), 378 nucleotides long. RefSeq names its product keratin-associated protein 6-2-like. NCBI's taxonomy places the organism in Eukaryota, Metazoa, Chordata, Mammalia, Rodentia, Muridae. The record is from RefSeq and is a predicted model, not a curated record. The transcript is spliced from 2 exons. The coding region runs from base 1 to 378 and encodes 125 amino acids.
AUGACAGUGUGUCAUCACACUGUGAGUUCAAUAGCUGACUGUCCAGGCAAGGGUGGGUGGCGCUAUGACUGUGGGUGGCGCUAUGACUGCUGGUGGCGCUAUGACUGUGGGUGGCGCUAUGACUGCGGGUGGCGCUAUGACUGCGGGUGGCGCUAUGACUGCUGGUGGCGCUAUGACUGCUGGUGGCGCUAUGACUGUGGGUGGCGCUAUGACUGUGGGUGGCGCUAUGACUGCGGGUGGCGCUAUGACUGCGGGUGGCGCUAUGACUGCGGGUGGCGCUAUGACUGCGGGUGGCGCUAUGACUGCGGGUGGCGCUAUGACUGCGGGUGGCGCUAUGACUGUGGGUGGCGCUAUGACUGUGGGUGGCGCUAUGACUAG